Sphaerodactylus townsendi is the source of this 2584-nucleotide messenger RNA. RefSeq names its product islet cell autoantigen 1 (gene ICA1). Gene Ontology annotation, cellular component: Golgi apparatus. Bases 283 to 1848 code for a protein of 521 amino acids. The transcript is spliced from 15 exons. Lineage: Eukaryota; Metazoa; Chordata; Lepidosauria; Squamata; Sphaerodactylidae. The record is from RefSeq and is a predicted model, not a curated record. Gene Ontology annotation, biological process: regulation of transport. Gene Ontology annotation, molecular function: protein domain specific binding.
GCGCCCCUGCCAGAGCCAGCGGCGGAGGCAGGCAGGCAGGCAGGCAGGUGGACACGUCGCGGCUUCCUCUGGCUCCGCUCCCAGCGCUGACGGUGGGAGGAGGAGGGCCGACGCGGCCUCGCCGCCUGGAAGAGCAGGUCCUCCCCGGGGCAGGUGGCACCGGCCGCUGCAAGGCGGGGCUGUGCAUGCCGGGAGGGGCCACUUCGGCGGCGGGGCUCGGUGGCCCCCGACAGCGGAAAAGGGGGACGGCGGAGGGCCAGUGCUUGAAGAAAAUAAAGAAACAUGGACAGCCAUAAAUACAGUUAUUCAAGGGACCUUUAUGAUCGAUACGCCCAAGGCCAAGAAAAGUCUGUAGUCAACAAAAUGCAGCAAAAAUAUUGGAAAACGAAACAAACUCUUAUCAAAGUCACCGGAAAGAAAGAAGAUGAACAUGUGGUGGCCUCUGAUGCAGAUCUGGAUGCAAAGCUAGAGCUGUUCCAUUCAAUUCAGAGGACGUGUAUGGAUUUACUUAAAGCAAUUGAACUGUAUCAAAAAAGGAUUUGUUAUCUGUCUCAAGAAGAAAAUGAAUUGGGAAAAUUUCUCCGAGCACAAGGUUCUCAGGAUAAAACCAGAGCAGGCAAAAUGAUGCAAGCUACAGGAAAGUCCCUCUGCUUUUCUUCUCAACAAAGAUUGGCAUUGCGCACACCUUUGUGUAGGCUUUACCAAGAAGUGGAGACAUUUAGAUACCGAGCUAUUUCUGAUACAUGGCUGACUGUCAAUCGAAUGGAGCAAUGUCGGACUGAAUAUCGAGGAGCGCUGUUGUGGAUGAAAGAUGUGUCUCAGGAACUGGAUCCUGAUCUUUACAAACAGAUGGAGAAGUUUAGGAAGGUCCAAGCACAAGUCCGUCAUACAAAACUGAACUUUGACAAGCUGAAAACUGAUGUUUGCCAGAAAGUGGAUCUUCUUGGAGCAAGCAGGUGCAAUCUUCUGUCUCAUGUGCUGACAACAUAUCAGACAACGCUUCUUCAUUUUUGGGAAAAAACAUCUCACACCAUGGCUGCUAUCCAUGAAAGUUUCAAGGGCUAUCAGCCAUAUGUAUUCACUAUGCUGAAGAGCUUACAAGAACCUGUAAACAAACUAACGGAGAAUGAAGAAAAGGAGGAGGAACUGCAGCUGGACAGCACCAAAUCAACAGACGAUCAGCAGAGUCAGUUGAUUUCAUUAGAUGAUGAAAGCCAAUCCAAGGAACUAGCCAACUCAGCAGAAGACGCCAAGGACAUCCUGAGUACUUUUGGUGAGAGCUUCAACCACAGAGAGAGUUCAGGAGCUAUAGAUGACUUGUUGGACUUGAAACCUGAGGAAAAUGCAACAUCAAAGGACCCCCAUGCAACCUCCUUGGAGCCCGAGGCUAGUGACAAGGAUGAUAUACUAUUGCUGAAUGAGAUUCUCAAUGCAUCUUCUUUGGAUGAUGGCGAAUUCAGCAGGGAAUGGACAGCUGUCUUUGGCGAGGAUCCACUGGCCAGCUUAGCCACACAUUCUUCAGGAGGAGAAAUGGAGACCAAUCAGCCCACAGCCGCAUCAUCACCUUCAAGCUUCCUUCCUUCUCAGCUUUUAGACCAAAAUAUGAACGAUUUACAGUCCUCCUUUCAAGAUUGGACAGCCAGCAGCAUUAGCCCUUCCCCUGCACCACAGACAGCACAGAAAUCCAGCAACCCGGUCAUGAACACCCACAAGACGCCCAUGAAAGAAGCUGCAAGCACCUCUAAAGAUUUAACUGCUUGGUUUAGCCUCUUUGCUGAUCUGGACCCCUUGUCCAACCCAGACGCUGUUGGGAAAACAGAUAAAGAACACGAGUUGCUCAAUGCAUGAGCUGCCUGCCUUCACCAUCAACACUGUUCUGGGGGCUCUAGAGGAUUUAGAGAGGAGAUAUGUGUGCUGCUGUACAACUUCUCAAAUCUGUGCAAUUCUAAUAAAAUCAAAGGGAUCAACCCUCCCCUUUCGAUAGGCAAUGGCUCCUUGCUCCUGUUUUGUAUAAAGAAGCUGCACCUUUUUAUGUCUGUGAAUGUACCGAUGGGAGAGGGCUGCUAACCAGAUUAACAUGCUGCCAGCUCUUGGCAACAUAUAAAUGACAGACCUAUUUUUUAUAUUUCUGUAAAUCAGAAAACAAAAUAAUGUAAUGGGGAAAAAAAACUGCAUGAAUCAAUUGUAUAUACAGUAGCUUGCAGUAUACUGCUGCCAUGUGAAAAUGUAAACUACACUUCUUUUAGUAUCCGUAGUGAAAAAUCAAUAUGUUGGGUCUACUUUGUUCAGAGAACUGUAUCAGUCCACCAAUCAGCCACGCUUGUUCUCGGACUUAAAAUUACUAGGCCGACAGCAUUGCACACAGGCCCAUGUCUACGGCCCAGGCGAAUUCCUUCCAGUGCACUCUGUUGUGCCAACAGUUUCUGCAGUUCAGAGAACUCGUGGCGUCGCCUUUGCCAGGAUGUGCAUUUUCAGUUGUCGCAGUUUCCACUCCAAGUACUUUUCAUCGCAACUGAUUUCAUAUACCCAUGUUUUUGAGCCUAUUGUGACAUUCUUCUUCAAUAAAGAUGGUUUUGACACAAAA